This is a messenger RNA of Hyalella azteca, 7036 nucleotides long. Its product is annotated as phosphatidylcholine:ceramide cholinephosphotransferase 1. Gene Ontology annotation, cellular component: endoplasmic reticulum membrane; Golgi membrane. NCBI's taxonomy places the organism in Eukaryota, Metazoa, Arthropoda, Malacostraca, Amphipoda, Hyalellidae. The transcript is spliced from 6 exons. Gene Ontology annotation, molecular function: ceramide cholinephosphotransferase activity; sphingomyelin synthase activity. The record is from RefSeq and is a predicted model, not a curated record. Gene Ontology annotation, biological process: sphingomyelin biosynthetic process; ceramide biosynthetic process. Bases 316 to 1644 code for a protein of 442 amino acids.
UCGAGCAAGUCGCGUAACCGAACUCACCGAAUCAGUGUAAUCGAAGACUUGAGAGGGUGCGCACGUAACCGCUCCGUAUAAAACUUGGCAUAGCUCAUGUGAACCCACGUUCUUUGGGAAACAAAACUGAACAUUUCCUGAAAGAACUUCGAAUAUUUGAUUCGUCUGAUUUGAAUUACGAAUUAAAGUAUGUUUGAUAGUGCAUAAGGAAGGGAAACUGUGACAGUUGUGUAGCGCAGUAGCGGUUUAGUGAGGCGAUCACACAUGAGUUUUCUCUAAUUUCCUCGCGUGAAUUCCUUCACUAACUGCGCGAGGAUGGUGCUGGGGCGCGGUAACCGCAGCUGCAGCGACGGCGGUCGCACGCUCAACAUGACGGGCGAGACCCCAACGACGUCGUCCGCGCCGCUCUCAUACGGCGCUGUCGACGAGUCCGACGUCAUAAUCCUGACCGUGCCAAGUGGCAGUAGUGGCAGCAGUGCCGCCGAGGACAGUGAUGACGGUAGUGGAAGUGGCAGGAGCAGCAUGUGCGGCAGCAGCACUGAAGUUUUACUACAUGAGAACUGUUACCAGAGGCAACCUCUGCUCCCGCUAUUCGCACAUUCCGGUCUUGAUCAAGACGAACCUUCAACCUCGUCAAUUUUCUCUAAAGUGACUGGCAAAAAAUCCAGCCAUCACGAUGGGGCCCACAGUUCCAGCAACGGUGCGACCAAUUUCUUCAACGCGACCGCCACGUCCGCCGUCAACGCUGUCAACGGCCUCGUCAAAAUACAGAUGCCGAGUCCGCAUCGCGACGAGCCUAGGUUUCCUCCAGAGAAAGUCAAAACUUUUGUAGCGCUCGCGUUCGCGUUGAUAUCAGCGCUGGUGAACACGACGUCGCUUGCUAUGGUGCAUGAGCGCGUUCCUCAGAACGACCCCCCGCUGCCUGACAUCUUCUUGGACUCCAUCCCCGUCCAGCAGUGGGGCCUCGAGGUCUCCGAGAUCAUGAUCAUCUGCAUGAACUACUUCACUGUCGUCACCAUCAUCUUCCACAAGCACAGACACAUAGUUUUUCGUCGCUUGUUCGUGAUACUGGGCUUCCUCUACCUGUACCGCUCAGUGACGAUAUUCGUGACGGUUUUGCCCGUCGCUAACCCCAGCUACUAUUGCUCACCAAAGUCCAACAGCACGACGCCCUUCCUCUUCCUCGAGCGCGGACUCAGAAUCCUGUCCGGCCUCGGCAUGUCAAUCAACGGGAAGCACACGUACUGCGGCGAUUACAUAUUUUCUGGGCACACUAUGGUGCUUGUGCUCUGCUAUCUGGUGACGGCUGAGUACACUUCUAGGCGCUGGUGGAUCCUGCAUUGGAUUUAUGCAAUUAUGAGCACCGUCGCAGUUCUUAUGGUGCUCAUUGCGAGAGGUCACUACACCAUCGACUGUAUCAUCGCAUACUUCAUCACCACUCGUCUUUGGUACAUCUAUCACACCAUGGCCAACAAUCCCAACCUCAAGGAGAGCGGUCCACACAACCACCUGAGCCGCAUCUGGUGGUUCCCGAUCUUCCAGUACUUCGAAGGAAACGUGGGCGGCACGGUACCCCGGCAGUACGAGUGGCCGCUGCCCUGGCCAAGAAGAUGGGGGGCCAAACUCCCACAGAGAACUUCCUAGAACUUGCCGCCAUCCCAGCCAUUGUAACUUGAAUAAAGUUGUAUCUCUUAGAACUGAGCAGCAGUUUCGUUCUGCGAUACUAUCAAUAGUUGCGUCUUUUGAAAUUUUCUAAUGGUUUUAAGUACUGGAAAUGUCUGUACAGUCGUCUUGUUUACAUGGCCAGAAAAUGACAUCAUCAGCAUUGACCAAAGGCGGUGGUUAUAGAAGCGAAAGUUCAAGUGGAAUCUUAGGUCGUUGAUGGCGUCUACAGGAUGCGUCUCUAUUUGCUAAGUCAGUGAACGAUGUACCAAGAAGAAGGGUUGACUUCUUCCGUUAAGAUUUAAUUUACACAGUAGGAUCUUCGUAGUCAGUCGUUCUUAAUGAGUAAGAAUUAAUAAUGCCAAAAAUACCUGCAGGUCUUAGAUGAUCAGCCUUCAUUUUUUUACUGCCAAAGUGCUUUGAAGUUCAUUUACGAUUCCGUUCAUCCAUUCUUCAGAACUAACUGAGCUCGAUAACUCCGGUCGCUGCAGUUCCGUCGCAUGAUCAUAACAAAAAAAAAAAAACUACCAUGUUUCACUAAUGCCUUAUUUAACAUUAAUCAUAUCAUUAACCUGACUCCGAGAAGCAGUUGAAUUUUGGGCAAAGGCAUCGUACUGUUAAGCGCUCAUAUUUGACAAUCUAGUGCUUGCUUCUGAACUCGUGUGCUUCUCCAUUUUUCUCGUCAUUGACUUCUUAAUCCUAAUAUGCGCUUUUUUCUGUGUCUUUAAUUGCAGAGUUUCUUGUAUAUCUUAUCAAUUGUUGAUCGUGACCUUAAUUGCCUUCCCGUUUGUACAUUCAUCAUUUAACUGUGAUCCAACUUCGAUGAGGCUGCAGCGUGCAAUACUGCAUUGAAAAUUUGACACGAAGAAUACCUAUCUGGAAACUCAACACUCAAUUCAUUUAAGCGAGCCGAAAAUGGAGUUACAACUCCAGCCUUGGAGUUGCAACUCCAUCUUAUCUCCUAGCUGUCAGACUUCAAGUACAACUGUACGUUUGGCAGUUUGCUUGAUGUACUAAACUUCUACAUCAAGUUCACUACAUCUGCUGGAGAAUAAUUUAUUUUUUUCAACCCAUCUGAAAGAUUCACGAGGCGGUGUUGCUGAUAUCAAACGUGCCUUACGAACGCUGGGAAAGUUUACUUUAUUGCGAUAAAUUUGAACGGUUCAAUGAUACAUUAAAUCGGUUCGUAACCCAAAGCAAAUUACUCAUGAAACUGUACAUGAUUCUUGGUUCUUGCAUGUGUUAAAGAUUAUUUUCCGAUAAGAAGCGUAAUACGUACGUUGCGAAAUAACGCUUGCUGACACGGAUACAUAUUCUUAUUCCUAAUCAAAAUGAAAAAUUGAUCGAGCCAAGUAUUCGGUUUUUAAUUAGAUGGGAUUCUUCUUUGGUCGGUGCCUCGGUGGAUGUCGUAUGCCAGGUUUUUUCAUAUCUUGACAUAUUUUUUUGCUGUAAGUAUUUAUGAGAUUAGUUCCUUGCUAAAAAGCGCGUUGGUAGCUCUGAACCAAAUUCUAUCAUAAAUUUGUCUGGGCGUUAAUCGAUUUGGGUGCUGACAGUUCCUUCAAUUGUCGUAUUCUGUGGGCUGGCACGUUUCCAUAGGCCGUAUGAGCCGUAAAUGCUUACGAAUAUUAUCACAUCACUCGCUUUCAUGUGCACAAACCUUCGCUGACCGUCCGGCGCUCUGUCUUUUAAUGCGUUGGGGAGGAGACUGUUCACGCUUAGUGGUUCCUAUCUCAUGUGUUGGCGACUUGAACGAAAUUUCAUCGCCUUACGUGAAUUAAACAAAUCCUAUAUUAGAAUACGAACGAACUCGUUAAAUAGUGUCUCCAUGUCGUGUUCUGUAUAGUGUCUAUUUUAUAUUAUUCGCGACUGCAUUAGGAACGUGCCUAUGUUCUAUCAACCGUUAAUUGUUGGUAAUAUGAAUUUUAUUAGAUGAUUUAGCAUGCUUUUUUCAGCAUUGUACUAUAUUUUGAGAUGAAAUCAUAUUACUAGCCAUGCGAAUGUAAGUGUUGAAGUUCUUAUCAGUGUGGACCAAGAAUUUUAUUUAGUGCUCGUACGUAGCUGCUUGCUGCUUCUUCGUCGCAUGUACCGAUAUCUUAAAAGGUUCUUGCUAGUCAUUGCAGGUGAGCCAAAUAAGGGACUCAAGGCAUGAAUAAAUAGCGUACAAUGCGAGUAAUGCUGCGUAUAAAGCCCAACCAGAAGCUUGCUUCUAAUCUUGCAACCCUCGUGCGAAAUCAAACCCUUGUAACGGUAUAAUACCUUCUUGCUAUCAUACGGAAAGGCUAAUGAAAUAAUCGUCAAUGAAUAAAAUUUUCCUCGACACUACACAAUGCGUAACGGGUCAAGCCUAGAGAUAUGCAUCUUUAACUGACGCAUUUGUCGGCCUUGCACUGCCUACCGAGCUGGGAUGAGCUCGGGAACGUUUCGGACUACGCCGAAAAUCAUAACCUUCGUUGCUGCUUUCGAAUUCUUCAAUUUGAACGUGGUCUUCCUGGCUUGUAAAUGUAUGUAUUUCAGUACGUCUCCUUGUACACUUCAACGUAAUUGUAGAAAAACUUGUCGAGGGCUGUGAUGCUCGAUAACUGUACAGUAGAGUUUCUCCACGAGACUUUUUUUAAUUACUUCUAAAUGUAGGCUUUCCAUUAAGUGGACUACAAAUUCUGUCGAAUAUAUGAUUUGUCACGCGUUAAACCCUACUGUUCUGCCGCUCCAUGGUUUCUUUAUUACUGAUUCGAGGUCGACGAAUGCUAUCGAACUGCCGUUUGUCCUAGCCAGCUGUUCAAUAUUGCAAGGAAUUGCCCGUCACUUCCAAGUCACUUCGAAGGGACCUAGUCAUUCAGAGUAAGGAUUCAAAUUGUGAGGUUUAUUUCUGUUGGUUUGGUUGUCAUUUGAAUUUAUUUGUCACCGUCAUUUCUCUGAAACACUUGGUUGUCGCCCAUUGCAAGCGAUUCCGACAAUUUUUGUGCUGUCACUGCAGAAGUUCUCUCUGUCACUAUAAGUUAUUCAAUGAAUAAGCAACAUAAUUCAGGCCUCCCCGCAGUACAGCCAUCAGUCACUUGAGAAUCCAUCCAGCAUAUGAGCAUCACAUUAGCAGGAUAAGCAUCUCGAGGAUUAAGGUUUCAGUGUCGCAUUGCUGUAAUGUGCCAAUGCUUAUCAAUAAUCUCAUUAAUUUAAAAUGUAAUGUCUGCUAAAGUUGUUCGCGAAGCUUUCUUUUAAACCUGGAAUUGCAGUACUCACUAUCAUGUACUGAAAGUUAGAACUUAGGCUUACUUCGUGGCAAGUUGAUUAAGGUUGUCGGCAACCUCCCUUUCUUGCAUUGUUCCUUGGGACUUACAAGUUCUAACUUCUAGUGUGCACUGUUGGGGUAAAAAAUCUGUGGAAUCCGGCGAGGUGUUAGUUGGCUUGUGUCGCGGUGAUUACAAAUGGAAAUAACGUUUCGGGAGUUUUCAGUGUGUAACUCACGUUAUAUUGGGGAACACUCUGAACUUUAUUGUGCCUUUAGUACUGAUCCAUUGUUGGUAUCCCUAGUAUAGUCAUCCCACUAGGGGGUAUAUAGUCACUGUGUGGCCUCUUGUGAGGCCUAUUAGAAUUCCCAUGAAAAUCAAAGGGAAUUUCUCAUGUAAAUAAGAUCUUUGUACAUGUUAUUUCCACAGAAGAUUUUUUUGUCACUGCAUAUAUUUUGUUUUGUAAUGUGUAUGGCAUUUUGCAUAUGCCGUAUUAUGUAGGAGCUCAUGAGUGGUGACGAAGGCCGUACUCGAAACACUGACGGGAAGGGUUCCUUCCUGCUACUUCUUCAUAUUCUGCUAUUUCAGCUCUCCUGUUCCGUCUAUGGAAUUCUGAUAACUGGGCGACGUACAUUAACUUUUCCCUAAUACACAGCAUCUGACUUUUAGGCUAUCGGUGUAUUCUUUUUAUUCUUUUUUGGUGAGCAUUUGUUUGGAGUUGACAAAUAGCUGUUAUGAGGAAGUGUUGUGGCCUUCUAGCCACGAUUACUGACUUUUAAUUGUCGAAUGUUUUCAAGUAAAGUAUUUUAGUUUCUAUAACCUUUUAUAAAAAAAACAACAUGGAAAAUGUAUUGCAGCAAGCCGAGUUGAUUUCUUCACAGUCAUAGACUUUGUUGUUCAACAAAUUUCGAAAACCAACUUCUGAUGUAAUAGCUCUUAAGCUUCCGCAGAAACUUCAGUUAAAGACAAUUGAAUUAAUACCUUUCUAUUUUGACAUUUUCUUGGCACUUGGAUGUACGAUGGUGUACGAAGCUCGAUUGACCCACCCAUCAAUCGAAUAUAGAAUUAAUUAUCAAUAAAUUAUCAUGUUGUAAUAUUGUAAUGAAUGAAUUUUUGUCUCGAGUUAGCUUUCAGCCCUUACUCUUUUUGUCGGAUCUUUAUUUAUGUCGUUCAAUCUCCAAAUAAUCUUAAGUUUGCUUUGGACUCCAUGGCUAAAUUGACAGAUGAACAUUUUUCAACUAGACGAGCGCUGUUGCCGCACGAUUUUUUUGAUUUUCAGAGCUGUGGCAAGUUAUGAAUUAACAUCCAUAGUCUAUCUAAUGAUUGACGUUUGUUCCAAUUUUUCGUACGCCUGAUCAUUCAAAAUAGUCGCUCAUGAUAAUUCCCUCAUUUACCUCAUAGACGAUAAUUUAAUUUGCUUUACGGCGCGAACACUUGAAAAAUAGGCGAAUUGAUUUUUUACCAGCUAUGUCGAGGAAUGUCGAGUAAACGUUAGCACUACUUUUCGUUACCAAAACAAAUAAAACAAUUGACAUGAGAUAUCGAUGUAGUCACUCUCUCUGAUCUCCUCCUGCUACUAACAACCUGAGUUGACAUUCUAGUGCGUCAUCAUGACACGAAUUGUAAAGGAUUCUUUUUAGUUUUAUUUAUGUCAAAGUACUUUGUUUAUAGCGUUGGUCUGCCUUAAUACCAUGUACUUGUGUGUGUCUUGUGUUCACUGAUACCAAUAAUGAAGUUUCUAAGUGUACAGAAGAUUUGAGGUGCGCCCGCUCGUGACAAGUCGCUGAUGAGUUGAGAGCGCGCGUCCGUGUCCAAAACUUCAUGUUUAGCCUUCGAAUUUCCUCUGUAAAUGAGUGUGAAUUAUUUUUUUAUGAGUUGUGUGAAUCAUGUAUUGUAUCUUUGAUAACUUCUGCCUCAAUAUCCGGUGAUAAGACAAAACUUCAUCAUUCGGCAUUAAUUUUAUCUUCUUAGCAACUAGUGGAGGUCAGCUUAUAAGAACGCUUUUUACUGCUGUAUAUGAAGCUUAGUAUUUCUAAAAGAUACAGAAGUAGGUUCAUAUUUGGUUUUCAUGAAUUGUGUGAGUUUGGCCUGUGGUCUUGCCAGGACCUAGAAAGUCUUUCUAUUUUUAUUGAAUGAAACGUUUUCAAGCUGUA